Messenger RNA from Sphenostylis stenocarpa, 192 nucleotides. The record is from the annotation of a GenBank genome assembly. NCBI's taxonomy places the organism in Eukaryota, Viridiplantae, Streptophyta, Magnoliopsida, Fabales, Fabaceae.
AUGCUGGUGCAGGAAAUGAACUAUGGCUUGGGUCAAGAUGGAUCAAUUGGAUCAAUUGGUUUGGAUAAAAAGAACAAAGAAACUACGAAGAAUGAGAAAGUAGUCAAAUUUGACAAUCGUGGUAGAAGGUUUGAGGGGAGUAGGAUUGGGUUUGGAAAGAUCAAGUUUGACGCGGCAUCAUCUAAACGAUGA